Pogoniulus pusillus (Red-fronted tinkerbird) is the source of this 5367-nucleotide messenger RNA. It is a transcript of the gene GAS2L3, whose product is annotated as growth arrest specific 2 like 3. Gene Ontology annotation, biological process: actin crosslink formation. The coding region runs from base 175 to 2286 and encodes 703 amino acids. The record is from RefSeq and is a predicted model, not a curated record. Gene Ontology annotation, cellular component: actin filament. Gene Ontology annotation, molecular function: actin filament binding; microtubule binding; cytoskeletal adaptor activity. The transcript has 11 exons. Lineage: Eukaryota; Metazoa; Chordata; Aves; Piciformes; Lybiidae.
GGGAGGGGGCGGCCGGCUGCGUGAAGUGGGGAGAGCGUGGCUCGGCUCGGCUCUCUACGGCACGGCACGGCUCGGCUCGGCUCGGCAGCUGCCGGCCGAGUACUUGAAGGUGGCAGAUUUCUGGGUCUUCUCAUCCCAUGCCUCUCCCUGUAAGUGGGAGAGAAACUAAUGUAAAUGCAGGUGACCAUGCAGAAUGCAGUUCAGGUGUGGUUUGGAGAUGAUCUUCCCUUAAGCCCUCGAAGUCCUCUGACUCCCAGACAUGGGCCAGGUUUGGCAGACGUGUGCCUGUACGACCAGUGGAUAUCCGUGCGGCACGAGGCCACCCUGGUGCCCAUGCAAGAAGAUCUGUCCAUCUGGCUGUCUGGCUUGCUGGGAACAGAAGUCAAAGCAGAGCAACUGCUGGAAGAGCUGGAUAAUGGGGUACUGCUCUGCCAGUUGGUUGGUGUUCUUCAAAACACAAUUAAAAGAUGUUGCAGCUCAAAUAAUUUAAGGAGUUUUCCUAUGAGGAAAGUUCCAUGUAAGAAGGAUGCUCCAUCAGGAUCUUUUUUUGCCCGUGAUAAUACAGCCAACUUUCUUCACUGGUGUAGGGCCAUUGGAGUUGAUGAGACUUACCUCUUUGAAUCUGAAGGUUUAGUGCUGCACAAGGAUCCAAGACAAGUUUAUCUUUGCCUGUUGGAAAUUGGGCGCAUCGUAUCCAGAUAUGGAGUUGAACCUCCUGUACUAAUCAAGCUAGAGAAGGAAAUCGAGCUAGAAGAAACACUGCUGAUGACCUCUGGACCCCCAUCACCUAUUAGUACACCCAAGUCAUGUUGCCACCAUGGGGAGCUACACGAGGCAGUUAAACAUAUAGCAGAAGAUCCUCCCUGCAGCUGCUCCCAUCGGUUUUCCAUCGAAUACUUAUCAGAGGGACGUUACAGGCUGGGAGAUAAAAUCCUUUUCAUACGGAUGCUGCACGGCAAGCACGUCAUGGUGCGCGUCGGCGGAGGCUGGGACACGCUGCAAGGCUUUCUGCUCAAGUACGAUCCCUGCCGAGUGCUGCAGUUCGCCACGCUGGAGCAGAAAAUCCUGGCCUUCCAGAAAGGAGGCGACAGCGCCCCCAGCUCGUCAGCUAGAGCUCAGGAGCCCCCCCUUAUGAAUCCCAUGUCAGCUGUCAAUAUGUAUCAAAAGCAGGCAUCGACUCCUGCGUCAGCUUUUGGGGCCAGCGCCAAGAAGGCUUUAUCCAAGCGUCCUCAGUCCCCAGCCCUGGCAUCACCAAAAGCGACGGUGCCUCCUUCCUCCGCAGCGAAGACGCUGAUGCUCAGGUCCAAACUGAAGGGAGGUGUGCACUCUCCUUUCAAAGCAUCAGGUGGCACCUCAAAGAAACAGGAGCCUCCUGCACACAAGUCACCAGCUGCUGCUCCUGCAAGCAAAAGCUCUUCAUCCGCGGGCACAAGAGCCGCUCUCGUGCACUCCGAAACGCUGCGCAAGCGCAUUCGGUCGCCUGAUGCUCCCAAAGAGAAGUUUGCCCUGCCUCGGGGUUCCCCAGCACCAGCACUGCACCUUACCCUAUCUAAAAACCAGCCAUCAGGCUUGGCAGGGACAGCUGAAACCACGGCUUCAAAGCAGAAGCGUGCCCCUGCUAAGUGCCAGCCUGUGUCUGCCACCAAAGCGAAUCCAAUCGCUCCCAGGGCUGCUCAGCUGCCCGUUACAAAUCUGCGUGCUGCUGCCAAGCUGGCACGUUCUCAGCAGCUCCUUGCAAAACCUCCUCCUGAAAGUGCCAUUCAGACCUCAGGAACUGCUUCUCAGCAUCUUCAGAAAGCUCCACAAACAGCUCCUCACCUGGCAAGGACCCUGAAGAAUGCUUCAGUCCUAAAACACUCAGCUUCUGCACCUUCCCUUGCGCUUAGCAAAGCAUCGAAGUCACCACCCACGCUGGUACCUGCGAGCAAAAACGUCUCAUCAGUUGUCAGUAAGCAGCCAAAUGUCAGUAAACCCCCUCAGGUUGGACCUACUUCAUCCAGACCUCCUGAGCGCACCCCCCUAUCCGUUGUGAGGCUCCCUCAAACCUCAGCCAAAGCGGCUGUGACCAAAAAGCCAGCACAGCCUUCUGCAAAAGCUCAGCCUUCGACCAAAAUCUUGCCAGUCAAUGCAAGCUUGGCCCCAGCAGCCAAGAAGCCUCCCCCUAAGGGAAAAUCUGCAACAGCCUGCAACAAAGGAAUGCCUGAGCUGUCUAAAGGUCCUCCCAUGAAGAACAGGCAAGAUGAUCACUACUUCGUUAUGACAGGGAGUAAAAAACCCAGGAAGUAAACUGCUUUUGUUGAAGUAUUUUGUUCAUGUGAGCCUCUUGUAUCUGCUACACUGAGGACAGGGAGAACAAAGUUAACUAACACUACAUUCACCAUGAAAUAUUAGGUGUAGCCUACAUUUUGCUGCAUAAUGUUGCAGUAAAAACUGCAUUUUGUGGCUUAGAAACUCUUAUUUGGAUCUAUUUAGAUGUCAGCUUGCUUGCUGCGUAGCACCAUGGGACAGACAUUAUCCCUGUUUGCUGCUAGCCUGACCUGCACAGGGAAGGCAGGAGAAAGGAAAAGGGAGCUGGGGCUGCUGCUUUUGCUGCUGAUCACUCAAGGGAGUGAAGUCUGUCCAGGAUACAUCUACCUAGGGUAGAGCCUGAGUGAUUCUGGUGGUUCUGGCACAUGUGCAGAGAAGCCCCUGGCAAUUAAGAGAGUUGUGCACAAGCCGUAAAAAUUUCUAAUACCUCAAACAAAGCUAAAGGUUUUUAACUCACCAACGUCCCAGAAUCCAAAUUUGGGUCACCUGUAUGUAUUAUAUAUAAAGAGGAAGAAAUCUCUAGUGGUUAGAUUUGACAGCUGCCACUAUCAGUGUUCACUGUGCCCCCCAUAUGCCUUAAACCAGCCUCAGCUUGCUUGGAAGUGGAACUUUCUGGGUGUGUGUUAAAUUGGACAUGCAAAACCAUGGCCUUGAUUGCUCACUCUCAUCAUACUUUAGCCUCUCAAAUUCAUGCCAGAUCUUUUCAGUGAGCAAUGUGGCUUUAAAAACCCUGGGCAGAUAAUUUUGCUUAGUUCAAUGUGCAAAUCUGCAAGCCCGAUCUUUCCUAGAAAGCUCUUGCUACACGGAGCAGCUCCUGAGUUGCUGAGAGUUCACUUUUCCCUGAGAAGGAGCCCCAAAGCAGGUCCUGCUCCAGGGAUGGAGCCCCAGAGUGGCUCCUGCUCCAGCAGUUUAGAGCUGCAAUUACUGAUCUGCACUGGCAGAGCCUUACUGCUCUGCAGAAGUGGCCUUUACUUGUGAAACUGAGUCCCUGAAUGCUCAGUGCUGCAGGUUACUUUUGGUGAGCACUCUUAGUGUGCAGUGGCCUUUUUUGUUUUAUUUAUGGAGACCUUCCUGGCUCUCCUCUUUUGCUUUUGGAAGCAAGGAGUAAUUUGCUGGAGAGGUAAUGAGGGACUGCAUUUACCUCCAAAUGCCAGAAAGCUCUUCAGGUUUUAUGCCCAACUACUGGAAGCCUUCAGUGGGUUAAAGAUCUGUGGUGCUCUAUGCCUUUACCCUUAACGAAAGCAGCUUUCUUGGUAGAUGAAUUAAAAAUCACUCUCUUUGAGAGUAGCUUUUUUUUUUGUUUGUUUAUUUGGGGCUUAAUGAAAAGUUCCUACAAACACUGAGGAGCUCUCAGGGUCUGUGAAGAGACACUGCUGACUUCCAUGGGCAGUGAAGAGACACUGCUGACUUCCACAGACAGUUAUGUUUUGCUCUCCAUUCCCAGGAUAUUUACUUAUGGGUGGGAGAAGAGAUGCCUGGAAACUGCAGUUUCUGAUAUUACAUAUUUAAUGAUAUAUAUAUUUUUUUCCCUUUGGAACUAGAGUAAGCAAGCAUCAUAAAGUGAGUCUUCAGGUGCAGUGGCAAAGUCACUGAGCUGCCUUUCUGAGCACCUUGUUAGCUUGGUUGUAUUUAUGAUUCUAUUUAUGCAUAUCUACUGUACCGUACUGCUUACAGCCUUGCUGGGAGUGAACAGUAAACAUGAGUAGCCAAACUGUAGGAGAUAAAGAGAUCAGUUUUGAUAAUGUGGACACAAGUCCCACGAGUUUGUAGGCCUCAGGCUUAUAUGUUUUAUAGAUAGACUGCUUCAAAGCUACUAAUGCAUAUGUUAAGAGUAGCGUUGACUGUGGCGGACUGCGUUGACACACAGCUUCCUGUGCUGAAAGGAUUUUGCAGUAGACUACUUGCUUUUGAUGUCAGGCUUCCAAAUCAUGAGUUCCAUACAGCAUGAUCUAUCUCAUGCAGAUUGAUAGCUGAGUUCCUGAGGUUUCUUCCUGAGGUGGAGUUAAAUUCCACCCUAGCAGCUCGUGGAGUGCUGUGUUUCGGAUGUGUGGCUAAAACAGCGUUGAUAACACACCAAUGUUUUGGCUCUUGCACAAGGUCAAGACUUUCUCCUUUUCCUGCUCUGCACCCCCACAGCAAGUGGGUUGGGGGACAGACAAGAGAUGGGGAGGGACACCACCAGGACAGCCAACUCAAACUGGCCAAAGGGCUCUUUUCAUAUCAUAACCCCUCUGCUAAAGCCAGUUUGCCUAAAGCAGGUUGUAAAGAUUGCUUCCAGGCAGUCUUUGAGUAUGUCCAGAGCACCUGCACAACGUCCUUGGUUCUUUUCAUUACACUGUCUUUAUCUCAACUGUCACUCAUUAAACUGUCUUUAUCUCAGCCUGUGAGUUGAGAGGCUUUUGGUGCUCUUCUCUCCCCUAUUUUGCUGGGGAUGGAGAAGGAAGACACUGAGCAGCUCUGUGGGUGCUUGUCUGCCGGCUGGGGUCAAACAGUUUACAAGGGUUUUGGUAGUAACUUAAACAUUGAGACUCUUGGAUCUCAAUGCAAAGCUAUCUCAACCUUUUGGAACUAGAACUUCAGAAUAAAAGGAGCAGAUGGCUUCAUCUUUGUCAUCCAUUGUCUUGUGAGGGACUGAAUUUUAUGGUUCCAAAUGAAAUAAGCAUAAGCUUUUUACAGCUGACAACCUUAAUCAGCUUAGCUAAAGAUGGUUCACCUGUUACAUGUGGGUAGGCUUGGUUUGGAUUUAUCACAGACGUGUUUGAGCAUGGUCUAACUUCUGUGAAUGUUGCAGUUCCUUACCUUCAUAGUCAUAUUCUAGCUACAGUUGUCAUGUAACACGAAGUGAGCCAAGAACAACAUGCAAGAAAGUACCUCCUCAUGGAAAUUCCUACUCUUUUAACACUGUUUACAUUACCAAAUAGCAAGUCUAAUCUUCAGCUUGUAUUACUUUUUUUGUAAGGGAAAGAUAACUUGGAGCAAGAAUCUGCCUGAGUUCUCCAUGUGUUAUCAGUGCCCUUCUGUAUGAGUCCUUCAUUUAAAAUAAACUUAUACUCCACCUCU